AUGGAGACAGAUCCAAGGGAUUCCAAGAGGCAGAAGCUCUCACACGGACCCUUUCAGAGUGGCUUUCACGAACGUUUGCAAUCACGAGGGAAGACACCAACGGCUGCAGUGAGGAAAAAGCACGCCCGUCCUCAACCGCCACGCGGGCGUCACCCACCGAAAGUAAGGCGUCAACGGGCGGAUCGAUCCAGCACUGGAGCAGAUGCCAAGACCAAUAUCAGGCAUUCGGCUACAGCUUUGAGCUCAAACUCCGAGGGCAAUGUUACCGCUCUGUCAUUCGCCAAAAAUCUGCUUGACAAGCUCUGGGUCCGGAACAAAAACCAACAUCGUACGCAGCCCUGGUGGAGAACGCUGUCCUCUCUCCGGAAGGGCACCUCUCGCCUUAUGGCAUUGGAGGAUGAGGAGCGACGACUCAAGUCCGAGAGCCAAUUGCUAGGCAGCCACAGCCGUGGCCAUCAUGUCAGAAAGCGGUUUGAACGGGAAAGCCAACUUCGCACCGAGAAGGAAGCGUGGGUGCAGUGGGUACGUGAAGUCCUGUUGCCAAAGGCGUAUAUUGGCUUCUCAAGUUUGGUGGGAGACACUCAGUUCGCGAAUCUGGGCGUCGUGCUGGUAGGCGUGCUCGCUGAUAUUGUGAGCGUGACCGGUGCCCCCGAACCUGCCAGAAGAAGCGGCGACCGCCUAGGAGGUACCAAGAUCACGGAAACGCAGAACCUCCGAGAAGUGGUCGCUACUGGUGAGGCGACGAGUCUGCGGGUGACGGGACCACACAGCGGUGAGCUAAUCGAGAGACAAUAUGAUAGUGAUGACGUGGGAGAAAUCGUGGAAAGGAAUACGAGCGAGGACGAUGCAAAGGAAAGGCAAAACAUCCGCUCUGACAAAAACAAGAAGGUAACAAACACUCCGUCUGACGGGGGUCACUCGAGGAGGGCCGGUCCGACGGCAGUUAUACCGAAGAUACCGGAAGAGGGAAAACCGAGGCCCCCAACAAAUCGCCUGGCGUCAGCUUGGCCCCAUCCUGCUGUUGGAAGAAUGAUAGUCCCCGACGAGACGGUCGCUCAGGGAAAGAGCGAGACCACUAUCAACGGUGCCGGGAGGGUUGGCAAGCUCAAGCAAGGGAAGGCCAGGAAGAAACAUAAGAACGCAAUAGAUGAUCUAUUCGCUGGCCUCACUUGA
Molecule: messenger RNA, 1173 nt
Organism: Cladophialophora carrionii CBS 160.54
Lineage: Eukaryota; Fungi; Ascomycota; Eurotiomycetes; Chaetothyriales; Herpotrichiellaceae
Exons: 1
Coding region: 1-1173 (390 amino acids)
Biological process (GO): nuclear-transcribed mRNA catabolic process, RNase MRP-dependent; maturation of 5.8S rRNA from tricistronic rRNA transcript (SSU-rRNA, 5.8S rRNA, LSU-rRNA)
Cellular component (GO): ribonuclease MRP complex
Molecular function (GO): rRNA primary transcript binding
Source: RefSeq, a predicted model, not a curated record